AUGCCCCUCCGUUCGUCUCCCCUGAAACUCUCUCACCGCCGCCCCUCUAUGGACGACCCUCCUAUCUCGCCUAGAGAGGUGCCCAAUGGCUUUCCACCGAGCCCUGUAUUGCCUGCAACCCCACGAAUAUCGGCACCAUCGUCCCCAUUAACGCUUCGUCAAAAUACAUUUACUAUGAGCGGGUCUCAGCGGGAGUCGGUAGACUUUUCAGCUGACUCGGGUGGAGGUGGCCUGGGAAACUUGGCUGAUGAGUUGGCUGAUGCCUGGGAUGAGGAUGAGGGCUAUGGCUACGCAUCAGGACAGGAUAAGAGCCCCGCAGGGUCUCAGCGAAUGGAUCACAGCGAUAAUGAAGAAUACCUACUCUCGGUUCACAACAUGCGGUCUCAGUCACCAUCACAGGACUCGCCAACCAGGAACAGGUUGCGAGCAAACCAGAUUCGACAGCAGCGUCGACAGGAAGGACGAUAUGACGGCUCUGACUAUGGGAAUGACUCCGAUCUAGACGAGGUGACGGAUAUUCCACCUGGAUUAGAGAGCCAGAUGGCUGAUAUCGAGAGUCUUGUACGGCGGGGCAUAGAGAACAACGGCAGCGAGCAUGAUCAUGUUAUCCAGCGGACUGUCGAGUCCCUCCGGGAUCUGGGCGGACAAAGUGGAAUUGAGAACAGUGCCACGCGGCUUAUCACUGCCCACUCCUCUAUCACAUCCCACCUCACCCACCAAACACGCACUCUCCAGUCUCUCAUCCAUCCACUCCUCUUCUCCCCGUUCCCUCUCCUCUCAGAAGAAGAUAUUGACUCCCUUGUACCUCUAAUUGACGAGGAACUCUUGCCAAGUCUUCCAUAUCCAUUCCCUGAGCAAUCUCGCAGCUCAAGACCAUCAACCCCAUCACAAGCCUCAAGCUCAAACCCACUUGUAUCCCUCCAAGCUCUCAUCUCCCAAACAUCUGAAAUCACCCACUCACUCCGCGGCCUGAGCGACACCCUAUAUGAGUCCCGCCAAUUGACCUCCACAGCAUCACGUCGUCUCCGAUCCGCUCGUGAACUCGUCGCCGAAAUCAGGCGCGAAGAAGAAUCCCGCGAGGAAGGCUCACGGUGGAUUGAGAUCGGCGAGUGGGACCGCCGAUUGAAAGAUCGUGAAGCCGGCAAAGAGUGCGGGGACGUCGUGCGCGGGUUUGAGGCUGUGUGUGGCGAGUGGCGCGAAAAGCUAUUCGGAACAAACGCCGAGGUGGCUGCUGCUUAA
This is a messenger RNA of Penicillium taxi, 1239 nucleotides long. RefSeq lists its product as uncharacterized. Lineage: Eukaryota; Fungi; Ascomycota; Eurotiomycetes; Eurotiales; Aspergillaceae. The transcript is spliced from 2 exons. The record is from RefSeq and is a predicted model, not a curated record. The coding region runs from base 1 to 1239 and encodes 412 amino acids.